UUACCGCGAUCUUGCCCAUUACUACUAUGUCUCUCCCUCGUGCCAACUACGACCCCCGUCGUGUCUGCCUCAAUCCUUUCCCAGAAUUUACCUUAGGAAAGCACCGUCGUACAGUAGGCGUAUACAUUGCAGGAGCACUGUUUGCUCUUGCCCAAUGGACAUUCUUUGAUGCAGCCAUCCUCUCUGCCCAUGCAAAGCCGGAAUGGGGCGGAGACCCUCCAGUGCAUGUAAAAUUCCUGGACUGGCUACCAGGUCUCUCGUCGUUGCUGGGCUUCCUCAUUGUCAACGUCAUCGACAAAGACCGUAUCAAGGGCGAUGAGGGAUUUGGAGACUCGGGAGCUGUUUGGCGAGCUCGUUUGUUCUUGUUCAUCGGGUUUGCGUUCAUGGCUGGUGGUUUGGCAGGCAGUGUGUGUGUCCUGAUUCUUAAAUAUAUUCUCGGUGAUUACCCUCAGCAGUUCUCUUACUAUGGAUACGCAAACGUAUCCCAGAAUAUUGCAAUGAUGCUUGCAGGUGUCGUGUUGUGGAUUGCUCAGAGCUCGAGUGGAGAAUACGAAUACAAUUUGACGUUAUGAGUAGUCUACUUGAAGCUGUGCGUACAAUCUAUUUAUAACAACCAGCUUGGAGGCUGUUGCAGCGAGCUGCAAGCAUGUUAUAUUAUACCUCGGCGCUCGGUAUUGACGGCGUCUCCCAUAAAGUCAAUUUCUAUUC
This is a messenger RNA of Guyanagaster necrorhizus, 708 nucleotides long. Its product is annotated as UPF0220-domain-containing protein. Bases 27 to 572 code for a protein of 181 amino acids. NCBI's taxonomy places the organism in Eukaryota, Fungi, Basidiomycota, Agaricomycetes, Agaricales, Physalacriaceae. The transcript is spliced from 3 exons. The record is from RefSeq and is a predicted model, not a curated record.